AUGGCAGAGGGACAUUAUAAUCUAUCGAUUGCUCUUUAUAAGCCCAAGAACGAUGGAUCCCCCUGGUUCAAUGGUAAAUGGACAAAAGUCGCGAACUAUAGCAUCUUAUUAGCUCAAUACGAAGUCUUCGAUAUCCGCACCCCCGCUGAAUUGAUCAAGAAUCUCGAACCCUCAUGUCGGGAGCUACAACAACUACUUAAAUCCAAGGCCCAGUAUACUCCUCGACUUGCAUCAACAGCAAACGAGAGAAUGGCUGAAUUUUUAUCGGAUACGGUACUUCAAGAAGGAUUCGAGAAUCUGCUUCUAAAUCUAGAAGUCGAUAAGAAGAAGCUCCGAGAAAAUCCUAAUCCGCAAUACAAAUUGCAUAUUUGUUUUGGGAAAUAUCCCGAAUUAGAAAGCAACGAUGAUGACAUCGACUAUUCUACCGACACCACCAACCGUGCCUUCCCCCCAGUCGAUUUUUAUCCUCAAUCUGAUGCAUUGAAAAGAAGACGUGCUUCAUCAGCUACCUCAUUCCCAGUGUCUAAGCCAAAGAAGAAGACCCAAACACAACAUAAUGGUAGCGCCAGUAUCACCAUUAAGAAAGAGAAGAAAGCCGAUCCCAUCAUUAAGAAAGAGAAGGAACCGUUUGGAAUUGCACAUACUCAAACUAGCCAUGAGGUAAUCAGUAUCUCUAGUGAUGAUGAAGCAAUAUCUGAUAAUAAUGAUGAAGCACUUGGUGAGGCGUUCCGUCUUUUAAAGGACGUCGUGAGACGGGCGAAGAAGAAGUCGAGUCUAGCGGAGAGUCUGGAUAAUGGAUUGAAAGUUAAGUGUGAGCUAGAGGAAGAAGCUAAUCUAUUGGCAGUACCUGUCGAGGAUGCCAGUCUAUUAAAAGAGCCAGCAGAGCAAUCCGAUCUGUUAGCAGUGGCUGCCGAGGAAUCCAGUCUAUUAUUGGCUCAGGAUGGACCAGCAUCCAACACUCGGAGACGGCAUGGCAAGUUGUUCCCUAAGAAACAUUUCCUUUGA
Molecule: messenger RNA, 1005 nt
Organism: Talaromyces marneffei
Lineage: Eukaryota; Fungi; Ascomycota; Eurotiomycetes; Eurotiales; Trichocomaceae
Exons: 3
Coding region: 1-1005 (334 amino acids)
Source: RefSeq, a predicted model, not a curated record